UUGUUAAUUUUAGGCUUUAGUAAACAAAUUAGUUGGCCAUGGCCGGACAGAGAAAAACAUACUAGCAGCAAAGCACCGCCAUUCGCUAAAAGCUCUUUCCACUUCAUUCGCAUGAAUGCUCUCAUCUAUAAAACCCUAAUUCCCUCCAUCUCCCUUCGCUUAUCAACUCGUUUGACUUUGAUCCUCAACUCAUUCCUUCACUUCAAAGCACCCUUACCUCGAGCCAUGAGUUCCUACUCUCCCCAGCAAGUCUUCCAACUCAAACUCGACCCACUCACUGGAAACUCAGAGUGGGUCGUCAUCCAAGACAGCGACGAACUCCCAGAAUGUUCCAAGGAACCACUUUUAGCUUCGACGUCGUAUCUCGACAUGCUCAACGAUUCUCACCGGAACAAAGCCUUCCGUUUAGCCAUUGACAAAACUGUAACCAAACCUUGCCACGUGCUCGACAUCGGUGCGGGAACUGGGCUGUUGUCAAUGAUGGCUGCGCGAGCAAUGGGAUUAAACGGAAGGGUAACAGCAUGUGAAUCUUAUCUUCCAAUGGCGAAGUUGAUGAGGAAAGUAUUGCAUCGAAAUGGUAUUGGGAAAAAUAUCAAUCUUAUUAAUAAGCGUUCUGAUGAACUCGAAGUUGGUGUUGAUAUUCCUUCUCGUGCUGAUGUGCUCGUUAGUGAGAUAUUGGACUCCGAGUUACUGGGGGAAGGGCUGAUUCCAACUCUGCAACAUGCACAUGACAAGCUCUUGGUGGAAAAUCCACUAACAGUGCCGUACCGAGCUGUUACUUAUGGCCAGCUGGUUGAAAGUCCAUACUUGUGGAAGCUCCAUGAUUUAUUUGGUAGUGAAGCAAAAGCAUCAGAUGGUAUUCAUCUUGUUCCUACAGGCUUGGAGACCGUUAUACAUUUCAAAUUGCAGCAGCAUCCAAUGCAUUGUGAUGCUAUAAGGAAAGAAAUAAAACUGCUCUCAGAACCCUUCAAAAUAUUUGAAUUUGACUUUUGGAAACGGCCAGACAGCCAUGGGAAGACUAAGGUGCAAAUCAAGAUGACAGAUACUGGUUGCAUUCAUGCUGUAGUUUCAUGGUGGAUUCUUCAACUUGAUCGUGAAGGAACAGUCUUUUAUUCCACUGCUCCAAGCUGGAUAAGUUCAGCAGCUAAAAUAGGAAGUGGGAAUUGGUGUGACCACUGGAAGCAAUGUGUCUGGUUCCUUCGAGGGAAAGGUAUGCCUGUAUCAGAGGGAGAAGAAGUUCUUUUGGAAGCUACUCAUGAAGAGACUAGUGUCUCAUAUAAUCUCAGUGUCCUAGGCUCUCAAACUGACAUAAGGGAGCAUGACCAAAGAAUUGGGGAUUUUCAGCUGUUAGUGUCACCAGAAAGAAUUGCAACUUAUGGAGACAGUGAAUGGCGAUUGUCCAUGUUGGCAGCAGUAAGAAAAGCUUUGCAGGGAAGAGUUAACCCAUUAUGUGUUGUUGCGGAUGAUAGCAUUUUUUUAACACUUCUUGCUGCAAAUCUUUCGAAAACAUCACAUGUAAUAUCAUUGUUUCCUGGGUUGAGAGACAAGGGUGCCAAAUAUGUGGAAACUGUUGCUAAGGCAAAUGCUUUUUCCAUGGAUCGUGUUGAAGUUCCUGAAAAGUGGAAAGCAUGUUUGACCAUGCUUGAUACUCAUGGGAAGAAGGUUGACCUGUUAAUUGGAGAACCGUACUAUUAUGCAAAUGAAGGAAUGCUUCCAUGGCAGAAUCUGCGAUUUUGGAGGGACCGUACCUUGCUUGAUCCUGUCCUUUCAGAGGAUGCAUUGAUAAUGCCUUGUAAAGGAAUACUGAAGGCCUGUGCUAUGUCUCUCCCGGAUCUUUGGAAUAGUCGCUGUUGCUUAGGUGAAGUUGAAGGCUUUGACCAUUCUGUAGUAAAUACUACCUUAGGGGCCUGUGGUGAAUUACCAGCACCGAAAGAGAGUCCCUGUCUUCCUUUCUGUGUCUGGCAGUGUGGUGAGAUUAAGGAGCUAAGUGAGAUAUUUACCAUCUUAGAGUUCGAUUUCUUAAAACUAAUGACUUCAUGUUAUGGAAAAGCACAGGUUCAAUUCACUGAACAUGGUAUUUGUCAUGGAUUUGUUCUAUGGAUGGAUUGGGUGAUGGAUGCUGAGAAUUCUAUUGUAGUAUCAACCAGGCCAGACCACAGAUAUUGGAAGCAAGGGGUUAAGCUUCUGACCAAACCUGUCGCAGUUGGAAUCCAUGGAUCGAAAACCACCAAUGAAUUUGGUUCUACCAUAAUCGAAGCAUUCUUCGAUCCAUCAAGUAGUGAACUCAUCAUUAAACACACAUUUUCAUGACUCCUAGCUUCAUCAUUAGGCUCAUAACGAGAGCUGUACUAGUCUUUAUUUUUCUUUUUAACUAAUGGCCAUGAGCUGCCCUCAAGAGAGUUUUCGAUUAAAACCAUUUUUAUAGUCUCUAUUGGAAUUCCGGUUCCCAUGGUUUCAGAUUGA
Molecule: messenger RNA, 2463 nt
Organism: Theobroma cacao (cacao)
Lineage: Eukaryota; Viridiplantae; Streptophyta; Magnoliopsida; Malvales; Malvaceae
Gene: PRMT7
Product: protein arginine methyltransferase 7
Biological process (GO): chromatin remodeling; peptidyl-arginine methylation, to asymmetrical-dimethyl arginine
Molecular function (GO): histone methyltransferase activity; protein-arginine N-methyltransferase activity
Source: RefSeq, a predicted model, not a curated record